CGUACCUUCCAGGGUUUUGAUUGGCAGAACCGGCGCCUCAACGUUAAACAACGGCGCGGUGGGUCACGUGACGGCAUCUGCUGCUGGCUGAGCGAAGCGUGUUAGCAGAUUUUUCUAUUUUGUACAUACAUUGUUUUGUAUAUACUGUAUAUGAUGACUUCAGUGGUCAGCAAUCAAUCCCGGGGGACUCGGGACAGAACGCUGCCCACCACCACACAAACGACACAGCCACAGAAACAGAUACAGGCCACAGCAGAACAGAUUCGUCUGGCCCAGAUGAUCUACGACAAAAAUGAUGCAGACUUUGAGGACAAGGUCAAACAGCUGAUUGAGGUAACAGGGAAGACUCAAGAUGAGUGCAUGGUAGCCCUCCAUGACUGCAACGAAGAUGUCAACAGAGCCAUCAAUUUUCUGCUGGAGAGCACCUCUGACACAAACUCAUGGGAGACAGUGGGAAAGAAGCGGAGCCUUGGGAAAGAGGGAGGGCCCUCAGAGAUAAAGGAGAGCAGGGAGAAGAGAGGAGGAGAGAGGGAGGCCAGCCGUGGCCGUGGGGGGUCCAACAGAAGGGGCAGAGGCACCAGCCGAGGCCGUGAAGGUCGGUCAGAGGAGAAUGGGUUUGAUGUGGCUCCUGGAGAGAGAGGGGGUGACCGUGGACGUAGGGGGCGGGGCAGAGGAGCAGGUGGCCGUGGUAGAGGAAGAGCAGCUGUUGGCAACAGGUUCUCUUCCCAGGGGAUGGGCACCUUCAAUCCUGCAGACUACACGGCUAACUCUGGAGCUCGCCAGGAAAUAUGGGAAAUGGACGGCAACGAAGCUGCUGAGGGAACUGGUGAAGGAACGUGGAGAGGCAACCUGGAAGAUUGGACUUCGGAAGACUGGAAUGAGGAUUUGUCUGAGACCAAAGUGUUCACUGCCUCCUCUGCCCCAAACCACAUCACCUCUGGACACAAUGUGGACCUGUCUAGCCUACUGCCCAAGGCAGGAGUGGCUGUAGGGGGAUCUGUGGACUCUGACCUGGGGGUGAUCGCUGAUAACCCCUCGGCUGAGGGUUUGGGCCAAAGCCUGGUGUUCACCAAUUCCCACCACAACGGACGCACUGCAACACACAGCUACGCACACGCCGCCGCCAACAGCUAUGCCCACGCCGCCUCUGCUAGUACCACCUACGCACAUGCCGCACUGUCUUCAGUUCUGGGUUCUGGUUUUGGUUCUCUGAAUGCACCGAAGCCUGCUCCUUCCUCUGACAUCAGGAUACCAGAGCAACUCAACGGGCCACGGCUCAACCAAAGAGCCAAUGCAGCACUGGUCACCACUGGCAAUAAUAAUGUCGCCAAAGAGGCAGGGCCACCCACGGUUCAAAGUCCCGCCCCUGCUUCCUCUCCCUCCUCUGUUGAAGUCAAGCCUCAGAGAGUGGAGAACGGCCCUGUUACUGCCCCACACAUGGAGCUGAAGAUACAGCCAGAGCCAUCAGUGGUGCUCAGCCAGCUGGCUCAGAGGCAGCAACAGACCUCCAUCCUUCCCACUCCAGAGCCUCUGGUCCUGCCUCAGCCACACGCGCCACAGGUCCCCACACCGCCAGGCCACGAGUCCUCCCUCCCUCCUGCCAGAGAUGGUGCCUCCCCAGGGGUGAAGCUGUCCGGCAUGGAGCCUCCCAUCUCAGAACCCCCACAGCGGCAGAUAAAGACACAGAGACGGAGAGUACCUCCUCCCUCCAAGAUUCCCUCAUCGGCAGUGGAGAUGCCAGGCUCAGCAGAUGUGUCUGGCCUCAACGUCCAGUUUGGAGCUCUCGACUUUGGGUCGGAGGCCAGUGGUGGGGCGGUGGAUAUGGGCCAGACGGAGUCGGCCAGGGAACAAGCCCCAGCUCCGGCUCCAGCUCCAACCUCUUUUCCUGUCCCUACCCAGGGUUCCACUCAGCAGCCCCAGAGCAGCUUGUUCUCCAAGCCAGGACCUGUGAGUGAGCACAUGAGCAGCUUGCCCACCCUGCCCUCAGCCGUGUCGGAUCCCGGCUUCCCCUCACCAUCUCUGGGCUUACCCAGUGCCACACCCUCCCCCUCCCUGGGUCUGCCCAGUGCAGCCCCUCCGCCCUCCUCCUCCACAGCACCUUCCACAGCCAGCCGGGUGGAGAGCAGUGGCCCAAGGUCCUUGCCACCCCACCUGGGCUUCUCCCAGAGCAAAGAUGUCUCUUCAGCUGCUGCUGGACCUCUUACGAAUGGCUACAGUGGCAUGAAGACACAGAGCACGCAGGACACUACGUCAUCAACGUCUAGAACGGUGAAGACGGAGUCUCCCGUUUUGACGAGUGACAGUGGCCCCACCCACCACAUCCCUUCCCCUGCAGUCACACCCUCCCAUUCAACACCCCUCCCCUCCCUCAGCAGUCACGUGACCAGUACUCACUCAUCUGGAGCAGCUCUAGCUACAAGUUCCUCCCUCACGAUGGCCAGUGAGGAGAGUAGCAGCAGCGGCAGCAGCAGUCUCCAUGCCUUUUCAUCAUCAUCUUCGAGUCAGGCUGUCAACCCCAGCCCUUCAGCCCCCCUGGCCGUCAGCAGCUCAACCACCAAUGGCCUGCACCCGUCUGGGGCACCAGGACUCACCGCUAACGGCACGAACAACACCACCAACACUACACUCUCAGCCGCGGGCAGCCGCACAGCACCGCUACUCACCACCACCUCUGGUAAAGCUCCCCCUAACCUGGCCCAAGGAGUGCCCCCUCUCCUGGCCAACCAAUAUAUCAUGGGCCCUGGUGGCCUGCUCCCCGCCUACCCGCAGAUCUACGGAUACGAGGACCUGCAGAUGCUGCAGUCUCGUCUUCCUAUGGACUACUAUGGUGUGACAUUCCCUGGUACUACAGCUACCAUGCCUGGUAGAGAUGGCCUGGCCAACAAUCCCUACUCUGGUGAGGCGACCAAGUUUGGCAGGGCGGAUUCGUCCUCCCCGGCUCCCCCCACGAGCCUGUCUACAGCUGGGGUGCAGUCACAGCCCCAGCAGGCACCGCAGGCGGGGACGCAGGGGCAAGGCCAGGGCCAGAGCCAGGGCCAGCAGACACAGAACCAGGCCUUCCUCAACCCCCCUCUUCCCCCGGGCUAUGGAUACACUGGUCUGCCGUACUAUGCUGGUGUGCCUGGAGUGCCUUCAGCCUUCCAGUACGGCCCCACCGUCUUUGUGCCUCCGGCUUCAGCUAAGCAGCCUGCCAUGGGCCUGGCUAACCCUUCCAACCAGUACCACCAACAGCAUCAGCCCAGCUAUGGUCAGCAUGCAUACGGCACAGCCUUUGACGACCUGUCUCAAGCCCACGGUGGGGAGUACAGUAAGGGAGGGUAUGGAGGCUCUGCCCAGUCACAGGCCAAGUCAGCGGGCAGCGGCCCAGGGAAAGCACCAGGAUUGUCAGGGUCUGGUACCAGUGGAGGAGUACCUGACAUGGGCGGUUCAAUCUACAGCAAGACACAGUCAUUUGACAAACAGGGCUUCCACACGGGGACACCGCCUCCAUUCAGCCUGCCUUCAGCCCUGGGGGGAACGGGGCCCCUGAACCCUGGGGGCGCUCCAGGAUAUGCCCCUGCCCCCUUCCUGCACAUCCUGCCACCCCACCAACAGCCCCACUCCCAGCUGCUGCACCAUCACCUCACACAAGAUGGUCAGGGCGGUCCUGGUCAGCGCAGCCAGUCCAGCACCAUGCAGCAGAAGACCCAAGGCAGCAAGUCCAGCUAUGGCAGCUCCCCCUACUGGGCCAACUGAGGAAUGACUCCCACUCACCCACCCCUCCACUUUUCCUCCCCAUCCAAAGGCUCUGUGUGUGUGUUGCGUGUGUGUAAAGCUAAAACAAAAAAGAACAACACACUACCCUUACAAUGAGCAACCCUGGGCCUCCUUGCCCCACUCCCCCCCACCUCCACAAGUCCUCAUAAGUCUUUUUGGUUCUCUUCCCUCCCCCCCUUUCGAAAUUGGUUGUACAUGUAAGAUAUUUAUGUAUGUAUUUAUAUAUAUAUACUGUAUAUGUAAUAGUAGAACACGAAAUGUGGUUGCUGCAUUUUAUUUUUGAAGGACUUUUUGUUUACUUUUUUCAAAACUGCAGGAAAAUACGUUACAUACAGACAGGAUGAGACGAUGACGAUAUGAUGAUGAUGAUGGUGAGAGAGAGACAGAUAAAUGAUCAGAAACUCCCUCAAAGAAACCAGAAAGGAAAAGGAGAGAGCUAUAGCACUGAUAACACAUGAGGACAUUUCAGAUGGGGGCGGGGGGGAUUUAUAAUAUUAACUAACUGCAUUUGUCUCCUUUUUUUUCUUUUUUUAUACAUGACUUCCUGAGUGACCAGGCUCGUUCCCCAUACAUCAUGCUCCUCUUCAGACUCCAUUUGUAGCUGUAGUUCUCUUCCUCUCUUCCCCCUCCCUCUUUCCCUCUGUUUCUGUUUUCUGGAUGUGUGGAGGACUGCUUCCUCCGAGCCCUCGCCCUGUGUCAGCUCCCCCCCUUAAAAGACAGACUUGCCCAAUCAAAUUUUAUAUUUUAAUUUAAUUUUAACCCUGAUUUCCCUCGAAAUAAAAAUUCUGAGCAGUUGGAACUAUGA
This is a messenger RNA of Myripristis murdjan (pinecone soldierfish), 4561 nucleotides long. Its product is annotated as ubiquitin-associated protein 2-like. The transcript is spliced from 29 exons. The coding region runs from base 151 to 3735 and encodes 1194 amino acids. Gene Ontology annotation, molecular function: protein binding. The record is from RefSeq and is a predicted model, not a curated record. Lineage: Eukaryota; Metazoa; Chordata; Actinopteri; Holocentriformes; Holocentridae. Gene Ontology annotation, cellular component: nucleus; cytoplasm.